GAACUCUCACAACAGGCUGACUUUUCAGGUGCAUCUCCAAAAGUUCCAGUUAUGAUGAUCCUUGCCAGUCAGGCAUCCCCUCCCAGGACCUCAGUGGUACUAUUGGUGUUUUGUUUCUUAAAAAUCCACCACCACUUUCAGGCUGCAGGCUGUUUGGAGCAGGGACUUCUCAUUGUAUUACUAAAUCCAUGUAUCAUGCCUGGCACAACCAGAGCUAAUGUGGUUUGGUCUCCUACCUGCUAUACUGCAGAGUCUGAUGAAAAUUCAGCUGCUGUGAGAAACAUGUGGCACCAACACUCUGUGAUGACUCAAGAGCUGGCAGGGAGCCCUACAAUUUUGCUGAAUACCAGCUUUGGAAGAAUUGACUUUAUGGAAUGUUCCUGCAGUCCUGACAAAGUUGCUGAAUGGACAAUCAUCCACAGGACAUCUGUGAAGUAAAACCUGCUGUGUCCUGCCCUGGUCUGCAGCACAAGUGCUGGGGUGGUUCUUCAGUCACAGGGCCUGGGAGAAGCAGAGAAGGUGCUGGAAGCUGUGCCUGGUGCCCUGAGUCAGAGCUGGCUUUGAGCAGGGAGACUGAGCAAUCUCUCUGUUGAGUCCUGACCAAAGGACAGGGCUUUAUUUAUCUUGCUGUUUCUCCUCAUUAAAGCUGGAACAUUCUAAGCAAAAAUUACUAAAUAAAAAAGAUUAAAUACAACUCCAAAUUCAGAGAAAAUGAGAUGAGAGAUCACUGAACACCAGACAAACCUGGAAGUAUU
This is a messenger RNA of Zonotrichia albicollis (white-throated sparrow), 755 nucleotides long. The record is from RefSeq and is a predicted model, not a curated record. Lineage: Eukaryota; Metazoa; Chordata; Aves; Passeriformes; Passerellidae.